CACAAGUGUGAUAAUAAUCAAAGCGAAGCAGAGAGUGAAACUGGUCUUAUUUUCUUCAGUAAUUCAACAUUAUUUGCUCUUGAAUGGUCUGUGGAGCAAUGUGUUUCUUAGCAAUCAGAUGACAAAGUGCUGUAAAAAAGUUGUAUAUUACUCUCAUGUGAAAUAUAAAAUUUAAAACUGCUAAAGUUUGGAUUCAAGUGCAAGUGGUGCUUCCAUCCAAUUUCAAUGACCAGUUACUUCCCAUUGGUACUGCAAGCUGAGAACCAAUGACAUUAAGAGAGGUUGUCUAACUUGGAGACACUCGGAUCAAGUAGAGACUGUCUAUUGAGAGCCAAUUGGACAUGUACUUUUAGCUCAAGUGGAUGACAUUUCCCUAGAACAUAAACAAGUUUGACAAUAAUUACAAUAAAAAAAAAGUUUGUGCAAUAGUAAACUGGCAUAUGAACAUAACAGCCAUUGUCUUUCAGCACAGCAAGGAUAGCUCACAGAACAAGUUUACUUUAAUGCACUAAACCUUUUUUGUUUGUGAAAUAUAAAGUUCAAUUUAAAGAAAGAAUAUAAAAGAAGUAAAAGAGAACAAAAAAAAAAUAUGAGAAGACAUUAUGUUUGCUGACUUUCGUACAAUAUACAAGUUUAGAACACUUUGAAUACAAAGUUGUUGUUUUUUUUUAAUUGAGUUCAUUUCACAGAAUUUAGAUAUUAGAAAUUUCACAUUUCAAAAUUUUUACUGCUUCAAAACAAGGCAAGCUCAUAUUCAAAAUAAUUCAAUAACAUUCCCUCGAAUGAAAUGAUGCUCCACUUACGCAAACAGUAUGCAGAACGGAUGUUACAUUUGGUUCUGAUCUUUGUAUUGAUGUCUGUUGCCCAAAGUGGUGCAUGCCCCAGUGCUUGCACCUGCUGGGAAUACCACGUAGACUGCUAUGGGAGACAACUGCAGUUCAUACCUGAGGAUACACCUCUCAUUGUGAAAAAGUUGGAACUUCAAGAAAAUGAAAUUCAAGAUCUAAACAGAGAAAUGUUGAUUCAGUUUCAAGAUUUGGAAAAUAUUUUUCUGAAAAACAACCAAAUUUCUGAGAUCAAGCCUAAGACAUUUGCUAACAUUUCCUCUUUGGAAUCCAUCAAUCUUGAGAAUAACCUGAUUAAAGACAUCGCAGAAGAUGGAUUUUACAAUCUUUCUUCGCUUCAAAUCGUUGACUUGUCAUACAAUCAGCUCUCUGAGAUCUCUGAACAGUUUAAGAAUGUUCCGAGCCUUCAGCGACUCAAUUUAAACUCUAACCAGCUGACCUCUUUAAAAGAGGACAGUUUUACACAUCUAAGAAACCUUGUAUAUCUCACACUGUCAGAUAACCAAAUUUCCCAGAUCACAAAUGCAGCUUUUGAAGGUAUGGAAAAACUGUCCUAUCUAGUGCUGAGUGGGAACCCACUAAAAACUGUGGACAACAUUUUCCAACAAUUAGAGGCUCUCACUUUCUUAGACAUCUCACGCUGCCGAUUGAGACAGUUUCCCACUGGUCUCCCUUGGACUUUAAGGUCUCUGAACAUCUCAAACAACUAUCUGAUGAUUAUCAAAGUAACCGACCUCUCAACCAUAAGGCACAUAAACAGCCUUGACUUUGGUAACAACCAGAUCAGGUUUAUAGAACAUGACGCUUUCUCAAAAGCUCCGUACCUCACAGAAAUACGACUAAGUGGGAACCAACUUGUUCAGCUUCCUCUCAGAAUUCCCAAGACAGUGUUAACAUUUUUGGCAGAAGGCAAUAAAAUCGAGAAGAUUUAUUCUAACAACUUUGACCAUGAUUCUGUCAUGAGCACCUUUUCACUGUACAAUAACAGCAUCUCAGAAAUAGAUGCGUACACCUUUUCAAGGCUGAUCAAUCUUACAACUUUAAACCUUGGUUCAAAUCAAAUCAGCAUGAUCAAGAGCUUCACCUUUGCAGGAUUGCGUCAGUUAACUUGUUUGAACCUGGAAAGAAACCCCAUUGUCACGAUUAAAGACAGGGCAUUCGCAAGUUUGUUCCGUGUCAAGACACUUAAGCUAUCUAGCAUCAAGACCAAUGUUUCAGACAUGGCGGAAAAUGUCUUUCAAGAUUUAUCUUCUCUGAACAGCCUUGACAUUCAAUCCAGUCCUUACAUAGCCCAUAAAAUUAUCACUUCUGCAACGGUGAUACGCACCUUUUAUGACCUGUGGCAUUUGAACUUGAAGAACAAUGGGCUUAAAAAUUUACCGAUGGAGAUCAGAGCAGGUCUUAACAGCUUGAAGGGGAUCCAACUUUCUGACAAUCCGUGGGAAUGUGACAAUAAAAUGCUGGCCUUCAAAAAUUGGAUGAAUGAAUCUCCAAAGUUAUUCACUGAUCAGGUAAUUUGUGCUAGCCCUUACAACCUACAAGGAAGGUCAGUCAAGGAUAUAGAUCCAAAAGAGUUCACAGCACCUACCGUAGAACCUCCAACCACACCAGAAAUGCACAAUUUUACAGUCACAAACACCAGCAAAAAUGUUAGCAAUGACAGCAAUGCCACAGAGUUUACAACACAAAACCUCCCUGAUGCCAAUGUCACAAGCAGCAGACAAUGGCAAGAUGACAAGAAGGUCAAAGAUACAACCAAACAAAUGGACAAAAAUGUUAUGACACUAAGCACAAAUGUAAACAUUCUGACAGACUCACGCCUAUUCCCUUCAGCAACUCUGAACAAGAACGAAAUUACAUCCUCUACCCCAGAAAUAAAUGUUGGUGCUGUGGAUAAAACAAAUUUGUAUCGGCCUCUUGCCCCAACAUCUGUUUUUAAGACAACAGAAGUGGACAGCACUCUGACAACCUUGUUUUUAUAUAACAGCAUUCAACUUCAGUCUAGUUUUGAAAGUGUUACUACUCAAGACUCAACCACCCAAUUUACAGAGAGCAUGCCAUGGACCAGUUUCUCUAUGGAUACUGUGAUGGCGACCAGUAUCCAUGUUUCUUCAACACCAGCCGCUGAUGCUUCCUCCACUUCCUACAGUGACGAGCCCAAUAAUUCAGGCCCAAUAAGUUUUAACAGUAGGGGAAGGAACGCCGGAGACAACAGAUUGCCAACUUUUUCUGCCUCUCCAGGAAGCAGAAUGCAGGUGACCAUAAUUGGUGUCGCAGUGUCCCUGCUCACCCUCGUUGCUGCUCUCUUAACAGCUGUUGCUGUUGUUCACUGCAGACGGCGAAGAAAACGCCUACCCAUAAAUGAUGAACAAACAUUCGCAUCAACUAAUGAAACAUCAGACACUGUUUUUAUUGUCAGACACAUGGCUUCUGAGCCAAUCGCUGCGUCAACAGGUGAAAAUGAAGGUGGCACGACACCAGGGGAAAAGGCAAGCUCAACAUCUCUAUCCUCAUCAAGCUCAUCAAAGUUAGGGUCAAAGUUCAGCAGGCAAAGAUCAUCUACAUCCUCAAGCUCAAAGACCAGCUUUGAUUGUAUUCAUGGAUCAAAGGAUGAUGAUUCAGAAAUGUUGAUGUAUUCAUGGAAAUAAGGGCAGAGAAAAUUCCAGCAGCAAAAUUUUAUCUUUAAGGUCACAUCGAACUGAUUUUUAAAACAAAGCUGCUAUUAAAUAUGAUGCUUUGGUAAAUAUUUGAUCAACAAUGAGCUAUCUAAAUGUUAAACAUUUACAAAAUAAGGAUAAUGUUUAAAAAAUAGAUCAACUUCUAAUUACAACCUAUUCUCCCUAGCAGAAGUGUGAAUGCUAUUUGACUUUCAUAGAUAAAGAAAUGAUUUUUUUUUCCUCAUGUCUUUACCAACAUCUGAAUUUUUACUGAAUUUCCUUUUACUUAUAAAUGUCUGGAUUCUAAAGAAGUUGAUAGUGGAUAGCUUUCCAAAAUAAAUUACAAGAUGCUGUAAAUAAUUAAAUAUAUGGUUUGAACAAAUGUCUGUGAUAAAAGCUUCAGGGUGUAAUCAUGCUUCAUAACCUAGCCUUGCUAUAGCUAAAACUAAUCUAUAAUCUUGCAAUGCUUUUAGGAGUCAUUAAAAUAAUAAGUUGGCAUAUAGACAUUAGUAUUGGAUGGGACACAAUCUAAAAAUGAGAGAUGAGAUUCCAGCCAUUCUACAUAUAUGUAAAGGUCCUACAUGAAAAAUCAUAGAGGUACACAGACUAUAAUCAAAUUGUCUUGUGAAAGUGUUUAGAAAGACCUCAGCUAAAUGCUUUGAAGAGCUCUAUGUGUCUUUAGGAGAGAUGAGAAAGUGACAGAGUGUAAAAUAAAGCAUGUAUGAUAGCAAGCCCAAUCUAAAGAAGGGCAUUCAUUUGUUAUAAAAAUCAUUUUAUCAAGUCCGCACACAUUCAUGUAAAAAAAAAAAAAAAAAAAGCUUACUUGGCAACCGAGCCAUAAAGACCUCCCUCAGUGCUAAAAGUUCAUCAUCUUGACUCAUCGAAUCUGAGCCAAACUCAUUCCGUUCUGGCCAAACCUCCCUGGCCGCUCGAAAUAAAGCAACAGCCUCUGAAAACUUCUGAUCUCUCAGGAACUGUUGGAUGUUGACCAUUGUUUCAACCCUGUAAAAUAGAGUGAGUCAAAUUGAAAAAAAAAUUAGAAAAGUAUUUUAUAUAUCUUGACAAGAAAGAGAUCAUUCUGGGUAUAAUUAAAAACAGCUCAAGUUUCUUCAGCAGCUUUUAAGUGUUCUUUAGAAUGGGAAGAGUCCAGUUAAUUUGAUGGGUGUGUUCUUUUCUAUUCCUUACAAACCAUUCAACUUUUAUCUAGCAGCGACUAUGAAAUUACUGACAAUGGUUCGCAUGUUAGAUCACCAAGUAGUCAAAGCUUCUAUUCAAACUGUUAACACGUGACAAUAAUUUCCUCUCUGUUUCUGAUGUAGUUCAAAGUAAAUAAUGAUGCAAUUAGGUUUAUAACUAGAGCCAAAAAUACAAAGUUUAUUAUAUAUUUUAUAUGUAAACACAUUUUUGUUCUCUACUGUUACAUAUGUGUUUGUAAAAAGUUGUUUUAUGUUUGUACUUAUAGCCAUAAAUAAAAGUUUAUUAUGUAUUUUAAAUGUAAAUACAUUUUUUUUUCUAUUACAUAUGUUAAUAAAAAAAAUUGUUUCUUUUUA
Molecule: messenger RNA, 5052 nt
Organism: Biomphalaria glabrata
Lineage: Eukaryota; Metazoa; Mollusca; Gastropoda; Planorbidae
Product: leucine-rich repeat-containing protein 15-like
Exons: 4
Coding region: 788-3493 (901 amino acids)
Cellular component (GO): extracellular matrix
Molecular function (GO): protein binding
Source: RefSeq, a predicted model, not a curated record